AUAAUUGCACUAAAAAUUUGAACUUCUGUACAUAAACAGAAAAUCUCACACAUUUUUUUCUCGCCUUUCGCCUUGCAGCCUUUCACUUCGAUUUUAUUGCUUUAUUUCUUUUUUCCUAAUUGUUCAUACACACACACAUACACACUCUUAUAUAUAUAGACGUACCAAAAAAAAAAAGAAACUCAAUGGUUUCUUUAGAAAGAAAAUUGGCUAACAUUGUUGGAGGCAAAUCAGCUAGGGCUUGCGACAAUUGUGUUAGAAAACGUGCUACAUGGUAUUGCACUGCCGACGACGCAUUCCUAUGCCAAUCAUGCGACUCCACGGUCCAUUCUGCGAACCCUCUGGCCCGCAGGCACGAGAGGGUUCGCCUCAAGACCGUGUCGUCGCUCAAAACCUUUGGCGACGGACUCAGAAUCUCCGUGCCCGCCUGGCACCGGGGGUUCACCCGGAAGGCCCGGACCCCGAGGAAGGGCAAGCAUGCCAAGUACGGCCCUGCCGACGGACUCGUCAGCAGCAGCCGUACUCACGUCGUGCCGGAGAUCUCCGGCGAGGAGCACUCCCACGACGAGAGCAACGAGGAGCAGCUGCUCUAUCGGGUCCCCAUAUUUGACCCGUCUGUUGCCGAAUUAUGCAUCUCGGUGAAUUCCAACGAGUCCGCCAACGGUAACCCGAAUGACGGGGAGAUCACGCCGGGUUCGGGCCCCGGAUCCAAACCCGAGUUCAAUGAAUUUAGUGAAGAUGAUAUGGCGCAUGUCCACGGGUUUCUUCCAUCGGAAAUGGAUCUUGCUGAAUUUGCGGCUGAUGUUGAGAGCUUGCUAGGGAAAGGGCUCGACGACGAGGCGUUCGACAUUGAAGGGCUUGGGAUCUUGGAUGACGAGAGGGAGAGAGAAAGUUGUUUGGGAAGUGAGAGAGUGAAAGUUGAAGAUGAGGAGAUUGAUCACCUAAAUAUUGAUGGUGAAUAUAUUGGUGUUGGGAGAGAAACUUUCGAGCUGAAUUUCGACUAUGAUUCUCCGAUAAAUGGUGAAGAAGAGGAGGUAGAAAACAAAGAAAUAAGCAUGGAGAAGAUCCUGAGGAGCAAUUUCGAAGAUUCUAAUAAAGUGUAUGAUGCGAAGAAGAUUUUCUUGAGGCUCGACUAUGGAGGCGUUAUGUCCGCGUGGGACGAUGAAAGGUCGCCAUGGACUACGGGGGAGCGGCCGGAAUUGAACCCCGACGAUUGUUUGUCGGACUGCUUGGGCACGUGCGGGGUGGUAUACGCGAUGGGCGGGCAUGUAGCGGCGGCAGGGGGCGACGGAGGUAGAGAAGCGAGGGUGUCGAGGUACAGAGAGAAGCGGCGGACGAGGUUGUUUUCCAAGAAAAUAAGGUACGAGGUUCGGAAAUUGAAUGCUGAGAAGAGGCCUCGGAUGAAAGGGAGGUUCGUGAAGAGAGCAAAUUUUGUGCCAUCUGCAGCUUUCGCUUUGAUCAAUAAAUAGGCUUCAUUUUAACUCUCAACUCUUGUGCCUAACUAUAUGUUUAACUGCCUUAAUAUUUAUGGCGAUUUUGUACCGACUAUGGCAUUUCUUCCCUAUAUCGUUUGCAGUCAAAGGUAUUUGUCUGGCA
This is a messenger RNA of Salvia miltiorrhiza (redroot sage), 1596 nucleotides long. Its product is annotated as zinc finger protein CONSTANS-LIKE 16-like. Bases 186 to 1469 code for a protein of 427 amino acids. Gene Ontology annotation, biological process: regulation of DNA-templated transcription. Gene Ontology annotation, molecular function: zinc ion binding; protein binding. NCBI's taxonomy places the organism in Eukaryota, Viridiplantae, Streptophyta, Magnoliopsida, Lamiales, Lamiaceae. The record is from RefSeq and is a predicted model, not a curated record. The transcript is spliced from 2 exons. Gene Ontology annotation, cellular component: nucleus.